Symbiodinium sp. CCMP2592 is the source of this 1755-nucleotide messenger RNA. The record is from the annotation of a GenBank genome assembly. NCBI's taxonomy places the organism in Eukaryota, Dinophyceae, Suessiales, Symbiodiniaceae.
AUGAUGAGUUCGGCCCGCGUGGUGCUGUGGAGACUGUGUGCUUGUAGCAUUCUGCUCCAUGGUUGCGAUGCAUCUGAUUUCCUUGGAGCUAAGCCAGGGAAUCCAGAGAAGCCAACUUUCCCACGCAACUUGAGUCUGGCAGAGGUGGACGGCUACUUCCAGACAGAAGGUUGUGAGGUGGGUCGCCCAAUCCAGGUGCUUAAUCGGACGUUGGAUGACUGCAAGACCCUUUGCAAUGCAGACCCAGCCUGUGAUGCCUUCGCACAUGAAGCAGGCCACAACCGCAAUGCUCGAGCAGGGUGCUUGCUGAACACGGACAAUGUCUCCAACGCCUCCAACGCCAUCUCUUGUGACGGCAAAUCCGGGACCAAGGGGUACAAUCUCUACACAAAGCGCUCGAAGGUCUCAAGAUGGGGCUGGGGGAAUAGCCCGAAACCAGUGAGUGGUUAUGAGCUCGUGGUGUCGGGGUGCGUUUCUGACCACAACCUCCGGCUGGUGCAUGACAAAAGUCGGGAAGAGUGCAGCAGAUUGUGCAAUGCUGAUUGGAGGUGCGAGGCUUUUGAGUACUAUCGCGAUCAAGGCUCAUCCAAUCCCAGAUUUCGGCGUUAUGACUGCCAUCUGCAGACUUCCAACGAUCCUUCGAAUUGCAGGGGUCAAGAUUGGAACUUGGACUUGUACAUCAAGGUUCCACCAGAUGUGGGUGGCUACGCACACAUGCCUCGAAAAUGUGUUAACGGUCACAACCUCCGUCACGCUGGGCAGAGGUCUCUCGCUGAUUGCCGUGCUGAGUGCAACAAUGAAGGGCACUGUGUUGCAUUUGAAUACGGCGUAGCAUACGGUGGAUCAGGUGCUCGCAAACCUGGGGAUUGUAUCCUCCAAGAUCACACCGACAACUACGAUUGCGAUGGUUCCCAUCACAACACCGACCUCUACCUGAAACGCUUCUCGACAGACCGGCUCACAUUGCUUGAUGUCAAAUGUCAGAAGCCAGCAUCAGGAUUUGACGAUGUCUUCAAGGCUGCGUAUCUUGUGGCCAGAAAGCUCUACGAUGGAUACACGGACCCCUAUAUGACCAUGCUGCAGAUGGUGCCACAAUUGCUGGAAUUGAACAAGGUGAUUGUAAACGGCGUGGUCUAUGGCUUCGACCCUCUUUCGUACGAAACCGUCUGGUCAUUGGCCGGCUGGGGUUCCGACGAAGUUUCCGCGAUUUUAGACAUAUAUGACAAGACGUGGGCUGGGCAAGAUGACCAGUUGCUGCUCAAAGUUGAUGGCAUCGACGUGCUUCGUGAAACCAUGUCAGCCGGGCAGAAGAGAGGAAUCUUCAAGUACGUUUCCUUCCGGGGCCGUGCUCGGGUGUCUUUCAUUGAGGUCGAUUCUGUCAGCGACAACGAUGACAUUGGCAGCAUUGACAUCGUGGGAGGCAGGAACGUGUGGAAAGAGCGAGCUCUUAUCCUCGCGCCCAACGAGCAUGACGGUAGCGCAUAUGAGCUUAAAUAUAAGGUAGACGCCGGUGCAGGUGAUCCUGAGAAGCUGUCAAAGUAUAUGCUUUGCGGAACAAACCAGUGCAAUCACUGCCCUGUAACAGCAUGCGAGGGGUCGCAGCUUCGUGAUUUCCCUGGAUUGGAUCGCGACAAAGACAAGGGAGAUUUGAAGCCUUGCCCAAUUGGUUUUGCUACGUUGAGGUUUGAAAAAUACCCUCAAGCGUGGCCUUUCGCUGAUGUGUACUUGCGGAUCUGUCGCCGCCUGUAUAAUUGA